AUGAGUAGUCUGAGCGCAAAGAUCAAGGACAUUCUCCACUCCGACGAGUCCAAGGACACCACCACAGAGACUUCUCACCAUCCCCCAGGAUCAUUCCCCACAGAAGAAAUGGAGCCUAGCGAAACUCACCAAGGCUACUCAAAGGGAUACGAACAGGAACAUAACAAGCUUCACAAGGCCGAUGACCCUCGAGGUCAUGCACACAAAGACUCAGGCGUUGGUUUCACCGAGCCCAACGAUCCUACCUCGUACAGGCCCUCCAACGAGCCCAUCUCCGAGCGGCGCGAUGAUCCUCUAAACAGAACUACCGACACCACUACAACCGCUGGCACUACAACCGCUGGCACUACAACCGCCGGCACUAUAGGUACUACAGCUGCUGGAGGUCUGGGUGACACCAGCAAGAUCCCCGCUACUGAGGGAGCCACUGGCGCUGCUGCACCCUCUUCCCAAGACCAUCCCUACUGGGGAGACCUUCCCAGCGGAGGCGUUCACAACACUGUCAUUGGCCACGGCAGUCCUGAAGAUGAGAACGCACGUCAUCGUGCUGUCCACUCUGGUGCCACAGAACCAACUCGAACGGCUGGCACUCUCGAGAGCGGAACAUUCCUCCACCGAAACGAUCGCGACACCACUUCCUCUAUAUACUCCACCGAUGCUCAGCAAACUACCCAAGAGAACCCUAGCCAAACAUCCGGCUCUCACUUUAAGGAGGGUGUAGCUGGCGCUGGUGCCGCUGGCGCGGGCGCACUCGGAGCCCAUGAGCUGAGCAAGCGCCGUCACGACGAUGAGACACAGACCCCAAGCAAGGUUGACCAAACCACCGAUAAGACCCACGACGAACACAAGGGUCGAUCAUUCCCUCUUCUCGGCAAGGACCACAAGGAGAAAGAGACUCAUCACAAGGAGGAGAAGCCCAAGGAACAUAAGGAGAGCAAGCUUGGCGCCCUCUUCCAUCGCAAGGAUAAGACUGAGACAGAGGCCAAGGCUGAGCAGGAGGCUGAUCAGGAGAAGCAUGGCCACUCUAAGCCUGCACUGGCUGCCGCUGGAGCUGCUUGGGGUGCGAGCUCUGCUGGCAAGGGACAUGAUGACAAGACUCAGCGUGAUGUGACAGCGCAGGAGCCUACUGGUACUCGCGGUACGACACAGUAUCCUGCUUCUGGACUCGACUCUACGAGGGAUUAUAGUACCCAGCCUACUGGUACUACCCAGCAGCAGGAUAGUUCGCACCGAGGCGCUGGUCUUGCGACUGGUGCUGCUGCAGGCGUUGGAGCUGGCGCUUUGGCGUCGCAUUAUGCUCAACGCUCUGACAAUGACCGAACUGGCACCGCCGGAGCUGGCUACGACGCCCAGAGCUACGACCCUGCUGGCACUUCUACAAGAGACCCUGCCUCUCAGACCUACCAGCAGCAGGGCUCUCACGGCGAUCACAGCCUCACUAAGGGGACUACUGCGGGUGUCGGUGCUGGUACACUUGCCUCGCACUCCAGCUCCAACCAGCCUUCAACCCUGGGAGGAUUGUCCUCAGCAUAUGGUGCUCAGCCAGACCAGCCGGCCAACUUCUCUCACAAGGAUCCCGUCGGUCAGACUUCUCAGCAGCAUGACUCUCAGCAUGGUGCAGGACUUGCUGCAGGAACUGCCGCAGGUCUUGGUGCUGGUGCUCUUGCGUCACGAUCAGGUCGUGAGCAUGAGACUACUGGUCAGCAUACUGGGCUUGACUCGAACCGAGUUCUUGACUCGCAGGGCAACCAGUCUGCCUACAGUUCUACCAUUCCUACAUCUCAUUAUGAGCAGCAGGAUUCCCACCGUGGUGCUGGGCUUGGUGCCGGAGCCUUAGCUUCUCGAUCUGGACGCGAACAUGAGCCUACUGGCCAUUCAGGACUUGACUCCAGCCGAGGUCUUUCAUCGCAGACUACUGAGCCUGGAUACAGCUCCACCAACCCUACCUCUCAGAAGCAGCAGGACAAUUCUUAUUACGGCGCUGGUCUAGCUACUGGUGCUGCAGCCGGACUUGGCGCUGGAGCCCUGGCCUCCCGAUCUGGUCGCGAUCAUCACUCUGAGCAACCCACUGGCCUUGACUCCAACCGAGGUUUUGAAUCUCAGAUCACUCAGCCUACUACCACUUCUAAUCGCGAUCCUACCUCUCAAUCCUAUCAACAGGAGGGUUCUCACCGAGGAGCUGGACUCGCUACCGGUGCUGCUGCUGGCCUCGGUGCUGGAGCUCUUGCCUCGCAUGAGCCUAACAAGCGUGAUGAAGAUCGAUACUUGAGCAACGACGGUUCCCGAACAGCCCAAACUGGUGAUACUAGUACUAAUGCUGGCCUCGGCACCUCUUCCUCCGCCUUCGACAGCUCUCACCAUGAGCCCUCCCGAAAAUCUGAGCACUCCCAGCGCUCAACCGGUUCUCACCACUCCACCCUCGCCGAGAACGCCAACGCCGGAAAGUACAACACCCUCGCAUCCGGCACUCCAUCCGGCGUAGCCUACGACGACGAUCUCUCCACCAGCCGCCCCACCCAGCAGCUCACGUCUGAGAAGAAGGAUGAUAGCCACUUCGGCGCCAAGGCAGCUGGUCUAGGAGCUGCUGCCGCUGGAGCUGUUACUUCAGCUGCUUUGUCUCGCAACAAGGACGACAAGCCUGUUGAGGACAAGAUUCGCGAGGAACCUGAGACUGAGCGUAAGCUUGAUCAGACUGAGGCUCAGAGACCGAUUACUGGCGCUGUUGCGCCGCAGGUUGGAACGAACAAGCCUGUUAUUCACAAGUGUCAGAAGUGUGGUGAGGAUAACGAUAUUAGCAAGUACUUUACGUCAAACUCUGGAAAGAUCUAA
Fusarium subglutinans is the source of this 2829-nucleotide messenger RNA. RefSeq lists its product as uncharacterized. The record is from RefSeq and is a predicted model, not a curated record. The transcript has a single exon. Bases 1 to 2829 code for a protein of 942 amino acids. NCBI's taxonomy places the organism in Eukaryota, Fungi, Ascomycota, Sordariomycetes, Hypocreales, Nectriaceae.